This is a messenger RNA of Amborella trichopoda, 2084 nucleotides long. Lineage: Eukaryota; Viridiplantae; Streptophyta; Magnoliopsida; Amborellales; Amborellaceae. The record is from RefSeq and is a predicted model, not a curated record.
AAUUUGACGCUUAUCUGACACUUGCCACGUGUUUGAGUUGGUGAAGAGAGGGAGAGGGUGUCAGCUAGUGUUUUUGGUGGCGGAAAAAAUAGUGGCCUGGUAUUGGUGGAGAGAACAUAAAAAAGAAGGACGAGGUCUCCACCACGAGGAGUAGCUAGAGAGAGAAAACCAGAAACCCAUUAUCAAGAGUAGCCAUGCCCAUGGAGAAAUGGGUCAGGCAAUCUCUGCCCCUUCUUUAACAACACCCACUUAUAAUAUUUCCACCAUUUCUUCUCACUUUCCCAAUCAACACAGAACCCACCUGUUCAACCCCACCUCUCUCAGUUUCCCAUCUCUCCAACCUCAUUGCCACACUUUCCUCAAGGCCACUGAAAACCCCAUUGUUUCAUUUUCUCGUUCCCCUUUGCCUUCUGAAACUCUGAAUGCAAUGAGGAACGCAACCAAAGAUGAAGUCUUUGAGAAGCCUGGUUUGGACUCACAUGAAAUUCCUGAAGAGUUGGUAGAGGAGAUGGUUACUGAGGCCCUGGUUUGGAGUUCUCUUCAUGGGUUGGUUGUAGGAGAUAAAGAUGUUCAGAUGUCUGGAAAGGUUCCUGGCGUGGGUAUGGUUCAUGCUCCAGUUUCCCUUUUGCCUGUAUCAUUUCCUCAGAGUGAUUGGAGGCAAGCCUGUGAUCUGGCACCACUUUUCAAUGAGCUUGUGGAUCGUGUGAGUUUGGAUGCUGAAUUCAUCCAGGAAUCACUUUCAAGAACUAAGAAAGUGGAUGAGUUCACAGGAAGGCUUCUAGAUAUCCAUUCUAAGAUGCUGGAACUCAAUAAGAAAGAGGAUAUACGUUUGGGACUACAUCGCUCUGAUUACAUGCUUGAUUCUGCAACCAAAGAACUUCUUCAAAUCGAGCUGAACACAGUUGCUUCUUCAUUUCCUGGUCUUAGUUGCAGGGUUACCGAACUUCACAGGUUUUGGUUGCACUUACUUAAUCAUUAUGGGAAGCGAAUUGGAUUAGAUUCCAAGAAAGUACCUGGAAACACUGCAGUUAUCAGAUUCGCAGAGGCCUUAGCUCAAACAUGGAAUGAGUACAAUAAUAGAAGUUCCAUAAUUCUGGUUGUGGUGCAGCCAGAGGAGCAUAACAUGUAUGACCAGCUUUGGCUCUCUUCUAUAUUGAAGGACCAGCAUGGUAUAACAAGUAUUAGGAAAUCAAUGGCUGAAGUAGAUUCAGAGGCAGAACUUCGGCCAGAUGGAAGACUCUUUCUAGGAGACUAUGAAGUUGCGGUCAUUUACUUCAGAGCUGGAUAUAGUCCUAACAAUUAUCCCACAGAAUCAGAAUGGAGAGCAAGAUUACUCAUGGAGCAAUCAUGUGCUGUCAAGUGCCCAUCAAUUUCAUACCAUUUAGCGGGCACUAAGAAGAUCCAGCAGGAGCUCGCAAAACCCAAUGUUCUUGAAAGGUUUGUAGAUAAUCCAGAGGACAUAUCAAAGCUUCGCAAAUGCUUUGCGGGAUUAUGGAGUUUGGACGACCCGAAUAUUGUAAAGGAUGCAAUGGACCAGCCUGAACUCUUUGUGCUCAAACCCCAAAGAGAAGGAGGAGGAAACAAUGUAUAUGGAGAUGAUGUGAGGGAAAAAUUGAAGGAAUUGCAUAAGGAAGGGGGUGAAGGGUUUGCUGCUUACAUUCUGAUGCAGAGGAUUUUCCCUCAAACUUCGGAUGCCCAUUUUGUUAGAAAGGGCUGUUAUCAUCGAGAUCAAGCUAUCUCUGAGCUGGGUAUAUAUGGAGCCUAUCUAAGGAACAAAGAAAAGGUUAUUUUGAAUAAUCAAUGCGGUUAUUUGAUGAGGACGAAGGUCUCGAGUUCAGAUGAAGGUGGGGUGGCGGCCGGAUUUGCAGUUCUUGAUAGUAUUUAUCUCACUUGAUUAAUCUCCUUUUAGUUUUUUUUUUUUUUCAAUUGGUCUCUAAAUUUGAGCGAUUUUAUUCCCAAAAAUAAGUGGGAUUAAGCUACAAUUGGUUUGCGUGUUGAUGUCUUAUGAUCAUUUGCUGUACACUAUGAGACUGGUGUUUCAAUUUCGAAAAACAUAAUUAAUUGGAUUUUCUUUAUUCUUUUCA